This is a messenger RNA of Penaeus vannamei (Pacific white shrimp), 2463 nucleotides long. Lineage: Eukaryota; Metazoa; Arthropoda; Malacostraca; Decapoda; Penaeidae. The record is from RefSeq and is a predicted model, not a curated record.
CCACGCAUGCGCAGACGGACACGAAAACAAACCGAGGUCCUUCCCGCUGAUUCCUUUGGGUCGCCAUGGAUUAUGAGUGGAAAGAGAAAUUAAACAAUGAAAGGGCCAAGGUCGAGGAUUUAUUUAGUUACGAGGGUUGCAAGGUCGGCAGGGGAACGUAUGGACACGUGUAUAAGGCGAAGAGGAAAGAUGGGUUGGACACAAAAGAAUAUGCCCUCAAACAGAUAGAAGGCACUGGAUUAUCUAUGUCAGCAUGCAGAGAAAUUGCAUUGCUACGAGAGUUGAAGCAUCCAAAUGUAAUAAACCUCCAGAGAGUAUUCCUUUCACAUGCAGACAGAAAAGUGUGGCUGUUAUUUGAUUAUGCAGAACAUGAUCUAUGGCACAUUAUCAAGUUCCAUCGAGCAUCAAAAGCCAACAAGAAAACAGUGCAGGUCACAAAGGGAAUGGUCAAGUCUCUCCUUUAUCAAAUCCUUGAUGGAAUUCGAUAUCUUCACUCUAACUGGGUUCUACACAGAGAUCUGAAACCUGCCAACAUCCUAGUCAUGGGUGAAGGAGUAGAACGAGGGCGAGUGAAAAUUGCUGAUAUGGGUUUUGCAAGGUUGUUUAACUCGCCACUCAAGCCAUUAGCUGACUUGGAUCCUGUAGUAGUAACCUUUUGGUAUCGAGCACCUGAGCUUUUGCUUGGGGCAAGACAUUACACCAAAGCCAUUGAUAUUUGGGCUAUAGGAUGCAUCUUCGCAGAACUAUUAACUUCAGAACCUAUUUUCCACUGUCGACAAGAAGAUAUAAAGACUAGUAAUCCAUAUCAUCAUGAUCAGUUAGACAGAAUUUUCAAUGUAAUGGGAUUCCCACAGGAAAAAGAUUGGGUAGAUAUUAAGAAAAUGCCUGAGCAUGCAACUUUAAUGAAAGAUUUCAAGAAAAAUAACUAUGCAAACUGUUCUCUAGUUAAAUAUAUGGACAGACACAAGAUCAAACCAGACUGCAAGGCUUUUAUGUUGCUUCAAAAGUUAUUGACUAUGGAUCCAACCAAAAGAAUUACAUCUGAACUAGCAAUGCAAGAUCCCUAUUUCUUGGAAGAUCCAGUUCCUACACAUGAUGUUUUUGCAGGUGGACCCAUACCUUACCCAAAAAGAGAUUUUCUGUCAGAUGAAGAACAGGAUGAUAAGUCUGAUAACAAGAAGAAGGUGUUCAUGGAGCAGAGCUGGACAAACCAACAAAGAGCAGCAGCUGCCAAGGGUGGUGGUGGUGGUGAGCCUGCAGCUAAAAGAGUUAGACUUGGUCAUCACCAGGGCAGUAUGGGUGGCCAGCAGAAUUUUUCUCACAUUCAGCGCAAUCAUCCUAGUCAGCAACAUCCAGGCCAUGUCCAACAGGGUGGGAUGAUGAGCUACAACAACACUCAACAAAAUGGAAAUUUCAGCCAUGGCCAGAGAUAUUAAAAAAUAAUGAUAAUAAUGAUAAAAUCUGUUCAUAUUUAUUGUUAUGGCAUUACCUACUGUACCACAUCCCAGGGUGAAGUUGAAAGUGAUAUUCUUUUUUUUAUUUAUCCAAGAAAAGAUAGUGUUCUUACCUAUAACAUGGAAUAAUGAUUGAUCAUUAUUUUAAUUAUUUUUGAAGAUUUUUUCCAUAUGAGGCAGCUGCCACUGCUUUUUACAAAAACCUCAAGAUGUUCCUAAAACCUGAACUUUCAAGAUUUCAGUUGCAUUUUCUUCCAUUACACAUCUUUGCAAAAAAGAGAAAGCGCAACACAAGCUAUGACUUUUGGACUGUUUCAGUAGUAGUGUGGUGAACUUACGGUUCAAAGGCCUCUUCACUAAACAAACAGAAUCAUUGACAUGUGUGAAAGCAUAGUUGAAAGGAAUGGCAUAUUAGGUCAUAAUCAUAUGACUGUAUCUUCCAUGAGUGAAAUCCAGACAACAGUUAUUGAAGUGAUAACAAAAUUUGUUUUGUUGGUAAUCCUCCCAGUUAAGCACCCAUGUGAUCACUAUUGGUAUUCAUUGGCACCAUUCCUAUCAUACUUCGUAAUACUUUGUGGACCAGAUUAUACAUUAAUGUGUUUUUUUCCACUAGUUACUACUAAAGUACUGACCUUAUAACCAGUGCUUUAUCAACAGUUGACAAAUGAUCAGUUGUUAUUUAGCACUUUGAAAACUGUAUUAAUUUAUUAUGUGAUUAAGUAUGUUUAAAUAUUUUAUAAUCUGUGUAUAUAUACAUUGUUGUACUCUUGCUUGUAUUUAUAAAUGCAGGCAUUAAUACAUAAAAACCGGUAUGUGUGUCGUGUCUGUUGUCAAGACAGUGUAUUUGGUGGAAUUCUGACUACAGGAAACAGCAUAUGUCGUAUGUUUACUUAUUUUUUAUAUUCAUUCAAACGAAACUCCAGAUUGUUAAAGAAAUGCUAAGUUAUUUGUCUUUUUCUUUAGUGCUGAAGUUUUUUUUAUGUAUUUGCAAUAAAGAAAAAAAAUGUUU